Messenger RNA from Pseudocercospora fijiensis CIRAD86, 1925 nucleotides. RefSeq lists its product as uncharacterized. The record is from RefSeq and is a predicted model, not a curated record. Gene Ontology annotation, biological process: oligopeptide transport; transmembrane transport. Lineage: Eukaryota; Fungi; Ascomycota; Dothideomycetes; Mycosphaerellales; Mycosphaerellaceae. Gene Ontology annotation, cellular component: fungal-type vacuole; plasma membrane. Gene Ontology annotation, molecular function: tripeptide transmembrane transporter activity; dipeptide transmembrane transporter activity. The transcript has 3 exons. The coding region runs from base 46 to 1866 and encodes 606 amino acids.
CUUCCAUCUCACACUGGUCACAGCGAUCUAACAGUGCUAUUGACAAUGGCGACGAACCACGAAGAUACGGCGGUGCAGCUGCAUGCGACCUUCGAGCAACGUAACGGCUCCAUCGGCGACCGCAAGAGCGUUGACAUGACGGGCGCCCAACUACCGGUCAUGGAGAAAGAAGGCGCCGUGAUGGCCACCGACAUGGAAGAGCAAGCGACGCCGGAUGACGCCGAGCCGACAGAGCAUGAGAAACAGAUGCUUCGCCGUGUUGGAGACAAGUUCCCAGCAUCAGCAUAUCUCAUCGCUGUCGUCGAGCUGUGCGAACGCUUUACCUACUAUGGAUGCCAAGGACUUUUCCAAAACUACAUCAACAAUCGUCCAAGUGGAGUCGACGGGCCUCGAGGUCUUGGCCUGGGACACGCAGGUGCAACGGGACUGAACCUGUUUUUCCAGUUCUUCUGCUACAUUACUCCCAUCAUCGGUGCCAUCAUUUCCGAUCAAUACCUGGGCAAAUACAAGACCAUUCUCAUCUUCGCAGCUGUCUACUGGGCUGGCCUGCUCAUUCUCUGGACCACAGCUUUGCCCGUUUCCAUCGAGAACGGAUCAGCACUCGGUGGCUAUGUGACAGCCAUUGUCGUGAUUGCCUUUGGUACGGGAGGCAUCAAGUCCAACAUCGCCCCUCUUAUCGCCGAUCAAUAUACUCGCAGACUGAUGGCCAUCAAGACCUUGCCUUCAGGUGAGCGUGUCAUCAUUGACCCAGCCAUUACCUACCAACGAAUUUACAUGAUGUUUUACGCCUGCAUCAACAUCGGCUGCUUGUCCUUGCUAGCUACUCCUUUCAUGGAGAAGUACAAGGGCUUCUGGACAGCCUUCUUGAUGUGCUGGCUUGUCUUCUGCAUCGGCGUGGGCGUGCUCAUCUUCUGCCGCGGCAAGUACAUUGUUCGGCCUCCCCAGGGCUCCAUUAUCACCGAUUCUUUCAAGGCGAUUGGCAUGAUGAUCGCCAGCCGCAACGUGAAUGCUGCCAAGCCAUCCUGGCGCGCUGCGAACGGAAAGACGAAAGUUGUGCCGUGGAACGACCACUUCGUCGACGAACUGAAACGCGCUCUCAUGGCUUGCAAAGUCUUCGUCUUCUAUCCAAUCUUCUGGGUUUGCUACGGCCAAUUCAGCUCCAACUUCGUGUCUCAAGCCGCUCAAAUGGAAGGCCAUGGAAUGCCCAACGACCUCAUGCAGAACUUCGAUCCGAUUACCAUCAUCAUCUUCAUUCCAAUCCUCGACCGAGUCGUGUACCCAAUCCUCCGCAAGAUGAAGAUCGAGCUUAAGCCCAUCGCAAGAAUUACGAUCGGAUUCUUCCUGGCUUCUCUUUGCUUGGCUUAUGCUGCAAUCGUUCAGCAUCUCAUCUACAGCGCAGGUCCCUGCUACAGCAGCCCAGGUGCCUGUCCAGCUGGUAUGGACGGCUUGUCACCACUCCCGAACCACGUCCACAUUGCCGUUCAAACACCCGCAUACGUCUUCAUCGGUCUAUCCGAGAUCUUCAUCUCCGUGACCGGACUGGAAUACGCUUACACUAAGGCGCCACCAUCGAUGAAGUCAUUCGUGCAAUCUCUCUACCUCUUCACGAACGCACUUGGCUCAGCUAUCAACGAAGCCUUCGUUCCCGCAACCGGCGACCCCGCGAUCAUGUGGAUGUAUACUGGCAUUUCCGUCGGAGCUGCCGUCACUGCCGUGGUCUUUUGGUUCACAUUCAACCACUACGACAAGCAAGAAGAGGAGAUGAACAAGCUUGACGCUUUUGACUCUUUUACGGGCAAGGCUGGCGAGGAAAGCGAGACACAUAGCCAGAAUCAGCCCGAACCCCUGCCUGCUGAGAAGAUAUGAAGUGUAUCUACAGCACUCUGCGUGAUACCAAAAAAAAAAAUAUCAAACUUGAUAUCCAG